Molecule: messenger RNA, 1058 nt
Organism: Vigna radiata var. radiata (mung bean)
Lineage: Eukaryota; Viridiplantae; Streptophyta; Magnoliopsida; Fabales; Fabaceae
Product: probable calcium-binding protein CML13
Exons: 1
Coding region: 94-537 (147 amino acids)
Cellular component (GO): myosin II complex
Molecular function (GO): calcium ion binding
Source: RefSeq, a predicted model, not a curated record
CAAUUUCAAUUUGAAUACAAUGUAGCUCAGAAGAGAAGAGAAGAGAACAGAAGGGAAAAAAAGAGAAAAGAAGUUGAAAGAAGGAAAUCGAAGAUGGGUAAGGAUCUGAGCGAUGACCAAGUUUCUGCGAUGAAGGAGGCUUUCUCUCUAUUCGACACAGACGGCGACGGUCGGAUCGCGCCUUCGGAGCUCGGGAUCCUGAUGCGGUCACUCGGAGGGAACCCAACCCAGGCCCAACUAAAGUCCAUCGUAGCCGAAGAGAAUCUCACUGCCCCAUUCGACUUCCCCCGAUUCCUUGAUCUCAUGGUCAAACACAUGAAACCCGAACCCUUCGAUCGCCAACUCCGUGACGCCUUCAAGGUCCUCGACAAGGAUUCCACCGGCUUCGUCUCCGUUUCGGAGCUCCGACACAUCCUCACCAACAUCGGCGAGAAGNUGGAGCCCUCCGAGUUCGACGAGUGGAUCAGGGAAGUCGACGUCGGCUCCGAUGGCAAGAUCCGCUACGAGGAUUUCAUUGCCAGAAUGGUCGCUAAGUAGUAGGAAUCUCUUUUCAGUGUUCUUCUCUCUUUUCUCCGUUGUUUCGGUAUCACUGCUUUUCUCCCUUGUUGGAUCAAACCUGGUUCCGAUUUCGAGCGAAGUCAAAUGAUGAAUUAGACCGAGCUAGCGUUACUACAAGCUUACCAAAUAAUGAAAUCUCAGUUCGUGUAAAAUUCGUACACUAUAAAUGUCUGCGUGCUUGUUGCAUUUAUGUUUUUCUCGAGUUUCGCUUGGAGUCGACAAUGAUUUGUGAGUCAUCAUCCGACCCCCUUCUGCAGGAAUUGGUGGGUUUGAAUUCUCUAUUUUUGUAGCGAUAAAUUCAUAAUUACCUCUGAAAUGUUGAGCAUCCAAGACAGUAGCAGCAGUGAACUGUAUGGUAUCUAAAGAUAAUUGUAGUGUUGAAUAACUGUCCACUCCAUGUCCGGAUAAACUCUAAUAUGAUGCUUUUGGAACUUCCUAAACUUUUUGUUGAUGAUUCUCGUGAACAGAAAAAUGAUUAUGAGCUGGGAUUUGAUUGAUUA